AUGGUCAAGCUCACAAUUGUUGGAAGAGUGAGGGAUGGGUUGCCUCUUGCACAAGGACCUCGAUAUCUGGGUAUUAAUACUGAUCAUGGUCAGGAAAAUGACAACUUCUCAUGUUACAAACAGCAGGCAGAGUUAUUACUCAGAGGAAUCUCAAGAGGAGAUCAGUUGGCUCCUUCCAAGAUGACUAUCCGCCUUGAUCACGGCCACUGCUUUAACUACUUGGUGGAGAAUGGUAUCUUCUUCAUCACAUUGUGCGAUUCUUCAUAUCCAAGAAAACUAGCUUUUCAUUAUCUACAAGAUUUGCAUCAGGAGUUUGAGAAGUUCGACAAUAGCCUCAUCGAGAAAAUCACAAGGCCAUACAGCUUUGUCAAAUUCGAUAGCAUCAUUGGGAAUAUUAGAAAGCGAUAUAUUGAUACAAGAACACAGGCCAACCUAUCAAAGCUUAGUGCUAACCGGAAACAAGAUUUAGAUAUUGUAACGAAACACGUGUCUGAAAUUUUAGAAUGCAGCAGGCAAAACUCAGAUCAAAUUCCCGAAAGAAUAUUAAUAAUGGGGACACCUCCAACUCCCUCGUCAAUAUGGGGUUCCCCACGCCUUCAGGUACUUGCCCUAAAAUGGACGCCUAUCACGAUUAUUGUUGUGGUUGCUGUUGUUCUUUUAUGGGCUAGCUUCAUACUCACGGACAACUUCAUCAUUUCAAGUUUAUAAAUCGGCUGAACUCGGAUAGUUGAAUUAAGGAUCGAUACCUUCGGAGUUCAGCAUAGAUAGAUACGGCCGGGUCGAGAUCGUUCAACUUUGUACACGACUUUGGGAGAACGUACAUACUACUGAUUUGCCACAUGAAGCUUGCAAUUACUCGAAAAAUGAUUGCAUUCCUUGUAUGCAGAUGAUCAUGUGAAAGAUGUAAGUUUGAUUUGGUCAGUGUACUACAACUUGUAAGAAGGAAAAUGAUAGUUGUACGACUCCCAAA
Messenger RNA from Juglans regia (Persian walnut), 970 nucleotides. RefSeq names its product 25.3 kDa vesicle transport protein. The coding region runs from base 1 to 708 and encodes 235 amino acids. Gene Ontology annotation, biological process: retrograde vesicle-mediated transport, Golgi to endoplasmic reticulum; endoplasmic reticulum to Golgi vesicle-mediated transport; vesicle fusion with Golgi apparatus. Gene Ontology annotation, molecular function: SNAP receptor activity. The record is from RefSeq and is a predicted model, not a curated record. Gene Ontology annotation, cellular component: endoplasmic reticulum-Golgi intermediate compartment; endoplasmic reticulum membrane; ER to Golgi transport vesicle membrane. NCBI's taxonomy places the organism in Eukaryota, Viridiplantae, Streptophyta, Magnoliopsida, Fagales, Juglandaceae. The transcript is spliced from 5 exons.